AUGGAUCAGCUUUUAUAUCAUUCACAUAGAAGAUUUGCAACAAAAAUUAGAAUUAAUAUUGAUGAACCAUUAGAACCACCAUAUGGCGAAGCUAUACCUUAUGGAAUCACAGAAUUAGAAUUUACAGGUGAUUUCAAUCAACCAAUUCGAGCAGGUGAUAUUGGAGGUGGAUAUGGAACAUUGUCAUUGUACGCUUAUGAUAAAUAUAAGAAUGCAAAGUUUAUCCCAGAGUGA
Messenger RNA from Dictyostelium purpureum, 234 nucleotides. RefSeq lists its product as uncharacterized. The transcript has a single exon. Lineage: Eukaryota; Evosea; Eumycetozoa; Dictyosteliales; Dictyosteliaceae. The coding region runs from base 1 to 234 and encodes 77 amino acids. The record is from RefSeq and is a predicted model, not a curated record.